This is a messenger RNA of Pseudocercospora fijiensis CIRAD86, 1227 nucleotides long. RefSeq lists its product as uncharacterized. The record is from RefSeq and is a predicted model, not a curated record. Bases 1 to 1227 code for a protein of 408 amino acids. NCBI's taxonomy places the organism in Eukaryota, Fungi, Ascomycota, Dothideomycetes, Mycosphaerellales, Mycosphaerellaceae. The transcript has 5 exons.
AUGGCGAACGUAUCAAGCAUACGACGACCAUACUCCAGUUUGGAAGACGCAACGGAAGAGCUUGUCAAAGUCACAGUCAGCUACGACGCCACCACAGCCCACCAUUUCGUCAAGCGGAAGCUCCUCUGUGAGACAUCGAAGUGGUUCAAACAGGAACUGGGAGAUGAAGCAGUGUCUCAUGUGCGGAUUCACAAAUGUGUGGGCACCUACGAAUGCGUAAAGCAUUAUAUUCAUUGGCUCAACACAGGAACACUUGCCUCAGAAGACACUCAAGUUCCUGUGUGGGACGAACGCAUCGAAGACAAGGAGUAUGAGCUGCUCACUUUAUUAUGGUACUUUGGAAAGAAGUACGGCAUAUCAGGAUUUCAAGACGCUGCGAUCAGCGCCAUGCUUGCUAGGAUGGAGUCAAGCAAGGCUGCCGGGGAGCUGAUCUUGGUGGGUAAGAACUGCAUCAACUUCGCUUACCAUCCAGACGCAGACCCAAGCCGCGAUCUGAAGCCCCCAAGUAAACUGCACGAGAUCUUUGUCGAGAUGUACGCAACGCAGGACAGCUCAUCACACCUUGAAAAGAUCCAGGAGGGACUUUCUCCAACCUUCCUCGCGGACCUGUGCAAGCGCCAGAAUGCUCAGCUGCAUGCACGUUCUCUGCGUUCGGCCUCGAAACGACUGGCUGAAGAUAACGCAUGCGACUUCCACCAGCAUGGAAGUGAGGAGGUCUGCUAUGCUGGAGGGCCAGCGGCGAAGAGGCAGCGGAAGGACCAUGCUGCGAACGAGCCGUGCGAGAGAGCAAUGAUAAGAUCGAGAACCGGCGUCGUCUGGGCUGAAAUCCUGCAAGCCUCAGACUUUCAGAAGGUACAGGAACGUAAAGUUUUGCUCGCGCGAUCAGCUUCUCGUGUUGCUUGCAUGGGCCCAGAAACUCUCACUCAAGACAUCGUUUUCGUCUACGUAAAGACACCAUCGACGCCUCAGUACCAAUGGCCUCAUUGGAAGCGCUUCACCGUCCUUCGCUCGACUGUCACUAAAAGCGACUCGCCGAUCUUUCGCUCAUGGCCUUCGUUCCGCGACUGGUGCAUCAUCUCUGCUCGUCCCGAGUGUUUUGCACCAUGGAUCCAGUGGCUAGAGCGCGGAGUCAUCACGCCAGAAGCGCUGCAUACACAAAGCGACAUAUGGCCACAUGAGAAGGAAGAGCUACCCGUAUACGUCCACCUCGCGAAAUGGUACGCCUAG